Cloeon dipterum is the source of this 767-nucleotide messenger RNA. It is a transcript of the gene RpL23A, whose product is annotated as ribosomal protein L23A. The record is from RefSeq and is a predicted model, not a curated record. Gene Ontology annotation, cellular component: ribosome; cytosolic large ribosomal subunit. The coding region runs from base 53 to 715 and encodes 220 amino acids. Lineage: Eukaryota; Metazoa; Arthropoda; Insecta; Ephemeroptera; Baetidae. Gene Ontology annotation, molecular function: structural constituent of ribosome. Gene Ontology annotation, biological process: translation; ribosomal large subunit assembly. The transcript has 3 exons.
CUCUUCCGAAUCUGCCACACCACACGUGUCGCAGAGAGUCGUUCUUCUUAAAAUGGCUCCAAAAAAGACAGCACCGAAGCCCGCGGCCGCCGGCUCCAGCAAAGCCGAGGAGAAGAAAAAGCCGGCAGCUCCUGCGAAGGAAAAGGGAACCAAGGAUGGCAAGGUUGAGAAGAAAUCGGCCAAGCCCGCCGCCAAGCCCGCAGCCAAGCCUGCCAAGCCAGCAGUGAAGAAGGCCGACAAGCCGAAGAAAGAUGCGGCGAAAGCCAAGUCCAAAACGGCUUCGAAGAAGGCUGCCAUCAACAAGGCAAAGAAAGUGCAGACCAAGGUUAUUAAGGGAGCAUUCGGCACGCGGGUGAGGAAAAUCAGGACCUCCGUCAAGUUCCACAGGCCACACACCUUCCGGCCACCCCGCAACCCCAAAUAUCCCAGGAAAUCGGUGCCCAGGAGAGACAGAAUGGACGCUUUCAAUGUGAUCAAGUACCCUUUGACCACUGAAGCUGCCAUGAAGAAGAUUGAGGACAGCAAUACUUUGGUCUUCUUGGUGCACACCAAGGCGAACAAGCACCACGUCAAGGCUGCAGUUAAGAAGUUGUACAAGAUCAACGUGGCUAAGGUCAACACCUUGAUCAGGCCCGAUGGUAAGAAGAAGGCGUACGUCAAGUUGGCCAGAGACUACGAUGCGUUGGACGAAGCCAACAAGAUUGGCAUCAUCUAAAUUAUGACCCAACUUGUUUUGUCCCUUCGAAUAAAUCCAUUUUUUUCUCACA